Molecule: messenger RNA, 618 nt
Organism: Ochlerotatus camptorhynchus
Lineage: Eukaryota; Metazoa; Arthropoda; Insecta; Diptera; Culicidae
Product: DNA-directed RNA polymerase II subunit Rpb4
Exons: 3
Coding region: 55-474 (139 amino acids)
Biological process (GO): transcription initiation at RNA polymerase II promoter
Cellular component (GO): RNA polymerase II, core complex
Molecular function (GO): nucleotide binding; translation initiation factor binding
Source: RefSeq, a predicted model, not a curated record
AUACCAGAUAAACAUUUAGUUUGUAGCCCGGUGAAUAGUGAGUAACAUAUAGCUAUGGCCGGUUACAAUCCAGUUGAUCUUGUGGAGGAGGACGCCGCUGAUUUGCAGUUUCCCAAAGAAUUUGAAAAUGCCGAAACCUUGCUGAUCAGUGAAGUUCACAUGCUGCUGGAGCACCGCAAGAAUCAAAACGAAUCCUCCGAGGAAGAGCAGGAAUUUUCAGAGGUGUUCCUCAAAACCUACAACUACACCGGUAUGUUCCGGAAAUUUAAAAACAAAGAGACGAUUGCCAGCGUUCGAAGUUUACUAAUGUCGAAGAAACUUCACAAAUUCGAACUUGCAGCAUUGGGGAACCUUUGCCCGGAAGCUCCGGAAGAGGCAAAAGCACUCAUUCCUUCGCUGGAGGGACGCUUCGAAGACGAAGAGCUGAGGCAAAUUCUUGACGAUAUUGGCACGAAGCGUAGUUUGCAGUACUAAGCUGGAUGGAGAAGCUGGGAUGUUCUCAUUUUUUCCACGCACUAAACAAACGACCCGUGGGUAUAGGUAUUUGCAUUUAAGGGAAGAGUAUUAAUCAUAAUCAACUGUGCUUACCGAAUCCGGAAACAGUAAACUUGGUGACAA